CAAUGGGAUGGGGUAAACAACUAAACAUCACCCUUUUGAGGGUGAACAAAUUUAAGAGCCUAAUUUGUCCCUCGUGCCAAAGUUUGACACAUCGGCAAAAUCAACCGAGCAUAGUUCUGAAUCUUGAUUCAGCAAUUCAUCAUCAACUGAUUCCGCCAACGAACCUCCUCUGAAAUUCGAACACGAGCAGCAAUCUGUACGAGGAACACAUAGCAAUUGUGGUUUCCUUCAGAGUUGGAAACUAGCAAUUUUACUCUUCCCACCUUCAAAUAAGAGGCUCAAAUGACUUAGGGUUUACAGUGAAUCACCCACAGCUCAACCUAGAAACCAACGUGAUAAAGCAGGGACAAUGGCAUUUUGGAGCCGAUUCAAGGAAUCUCAGAUCAGGGUCUUGUCAAACGGACUAAAAAGAUUCCAUCUUCAAACACAUAAUCAUGGUCAACUGCAGCAUGGUGGUACCUUGACACAUGCCAUCUGCCUUACGAACAGUCCCAGUCUAACUAACCGCGCGAAUCGGGGCGAGAUUCUUAACAGCGCCAGGUUCUUUGCUGCACCAGUGCAGGCUCAUCAGAAGGAAGAGAAGGACAAAGAUGGAUGUAGAUUGAAUGAGAAGAUUACUGCACCUUUCGUUCGUCUAGUCACUGAUGAAGGUCACACUGUAGUAUCAAGGUUUGAGGCUCUGGAUCGGGCUAAGCAUUGUAAUCUAGAUCUAGUGGAGGUCGAUCGAGCAGCUGAUCCACCUGUCUGCAAGAUUAUGGACUAUCAUAAAGAAACCUAUGUUAAACAUGUAAAGGAUAAAGAAAAAGCUAAGAAGAAGUCUGAUUUGACUUUAAAGAAGGGUGGUUGCAAGGAAGUCCGGUUUCACUGUAAAACUGAACAAAAGGAUCUGAAGACUAAAGCAGAUACAAUUAAGAGAAUGAUGGACAAAGGAUAUCGGGUUAAGUGUAUGGCAGUGGGCAGUGGUUCUGAGAAUGAGAAACUGGGAGAGGUGCUGGCACAUUUUUCUUCCCUGAUAGAAGAUGUUGGGUUAAUAGAGAGCGGUCCCCAUGUGGAAAAGAAGCAGGCAUAUAUUGUCAUCAGGCAUGCCAAGUUUGGGCCAUUAAAGAAGGGUUCACAAAAGAAGACAGCUGCCUCUAAGGUUGGCCUUACACUUUCAGCUAUUGAUGACGAUCAAGAAUGUGGAGUGGAGGAUACUGAAGCUGUUGGGGAUGAAGAUGGCAGCAUUACAGAAGAUUUGACUGAUGAAGACGUGGAAGAUACGUUUGACAGGAGGGCUUUCGAUGAGGGUAGAACCGUCAUUAACCAGCCAGUGGAGAGAGAAAAUAAUAGGUACAGACGAGAAUCACCACCACCACCCCUACCAGUGACUGCAUCUUCAUCACCUGCGGCGGAGAGAGAAAAUAGGUACAAACGAGAAUCACCACCACCACCAGUGACUGCAUCUUUAUCGCCUGCAGCGGAGAGAGAAAAUAGGUACAGACGAGAACCGCCACCACCACCAGUGACUGCAUCUUCAUCACCUGCAGUAGAAAAUAGGUACAGACGAGAACCUCCACCUCCACCGCCACCACCAGUGACUGCAUCUUCAUCACCUGCAGUAGAAAAUAGGUACCAAAGGGAGACCACGCCACCACCAGUGACUGCAUCUUCAUCACCUGCAGUCGAAAAUAGGUACAGAAGGGAGACCACUCUGCCGCCGCCGCCACCGUCAUGGCGGGCAGCACCUUCUGUUGCGGGAGAAAAUAGGACUAAUUAUAACAGAAGAGAACCACCACCACUGCCACCCCCACCCCCACAAUUUAAAAUGAAUCCUUCCCUGCAUCCACCUCCAAGAAGCUCAUCAGAUUCCAAUUUCUUGAAUACUAAUAAUAGGUCUUCUCCAUCAGGUGGUACUCAUAGUAGAUCUCCCCCCUCAGAUUAUAGUACCUUCAAUAUCCCAAAAGCUGAAAAUGCUCCUGCAGAAGGGAAUGUAGCAGGAGUUUAUAAUAGAUACAAGAAAGAAAAUAGGGGUAGUUCUGCAAGAUAUUCAACGGACCCUUAAAAGGCAGGGAAAGUGAUUACACUUAUUUGUUAACUGUGGAAACUCAACAAUGGAUUGCUGAGGUCUCUUCCAUUUGAGAAGAUCAGAAAAUGCGGUUUAGAAAUUUGUUAAUAAUUGAUUCUCUUCUCAUGUCCUAAAAUAAUUGUGCCGCUUAUACUACAUUGAUUUACGCAUUGAUUUGUAUUGAUGUACUUGCUGCUUCAUUUUAUUUGCGUUUCACAAUUUUAUCUUUUCUUGAAGUCUCGCUUCUGCAUAAUGAGAUGCUGGAAUGCUGGAUAUCUGCUUUGUCACAGUUAAAAAAU
Messenger RNA from Cuscuta epithymum, 2343 nucleotides. NCBI's taxonomy places the organism in Eukaryota, Viridiplantae, Streptophyta, Magnoliopsida, Solanales, Convolvulaceae. The record is from the annotation of a GenBank genome assembly.